CUUGAUAGGGAGCGCAGGCGCCGGAGUGAAAAACAGCAGUGCCCAGUUCUUCUCGGGCGUACUCUUCUGGACUUACACGGUGUAACUGCUCCAGCUGUAACAAGCCUAUGCUUGGAGGUGAUGAGAAGGUUUUUGUUACUCUAUGCUACACAGCAAGGACAGGCAAAGGCCAUAGCAGAAGAAAUAUUGGAAAAGGCAGUUGCACAUGGAUUUUCUGCAGAUCUUCACUGUAUUAGUGAAUCGGAUAAGUAUGAUCUCAAAACAGAAACAGCACCUCUUGUUGUGGUAGUUUCUACCACUGGCAACGGAGACCCACCUGACACAGCCCGCAAGUUCGUGAAAGAAAUACAGGACAAGACGCUACCAGUUGAUUUCUUUGCUCACCUGCGGUAUGGAUUAUUAGGUCUGGGUGAUUCAGAAUACACGUACUUCUGUAAUGGGGGGAAGGUAAUUGAUAAACGACUUCAGGAGCUUGGUGCCCGGCAUUUCUAUGGCACUGGACAUGCGGAUGACUGUGUAGGUUUAGAACUUGUGGUUGAGCCGUGGGUUGACGGGCUUUGGGCUGCCCUCACGAAGCAUUUUAUGUCAAGUAGAGGAAGAGAAGAGAUGACUGGGAUUCUCAAAACAGCAUCAACUGCCUCUCAGAGGAUGGAGCCUGUGAAACCAGAAUUAAUACACAUCGAAUCACAAGUUGAGCUUCUCGGAUUAGAUGACUCAGAAAGAAAGGAUUUUGAGGUUUCGGAACAAAAUGCAGUGAACAGAGGUCAAUCAAGUGUUCUAAUUGCAGACUUUGAGUCCUCACUUACCCAUUCGAUACCCCCGCUUUCCCAGGCCUCUCUGAAUAUUCCUGCUUUACCACCAGAAUAUCUGCAAGUACAUAUGGAUGAGUCUCUUGACCAGGAGGAAAGUGAAGUGUCUGUGACUUCAGUGGAUCCUGUUUUUCAAGUUCCAAUUUCAAAGGCAGUUCAGCUGACUACGAGUGAUGCUAUGAAAACCACUCUUCUGGUAGAAUUGGACAUUUCAAAAACAGAUUUUUCCUAUCAGCCUGGAGAUGCCUUCAAUGUGAUCUGUCCCAACAGUGACUCUGAGGUGCAAAGCCUGCUCCAAAGACUGCAGCUCACAGACCAAAGGGAACACCGUGUCCUCUUGAAAAUUAAAACAGACACCAAGAAGAAAGGAGCAACAUUGCCCCAGCACAUACCCGAGAGACGUUCUCUCCAGUUCAUUCUUACCUGGUGCCUCGAAAUACGAGCGGUUCCGAAAAAGGCAUUUCUGCGAGCCCUCGUGGACUAUACCAGUGAUGGUGCUGAAAAGCGAAGGCUGCAGGAGCUGUGCAGCAGACAGGGGGCGACCGAUUACAACCGUUUUGUGAGAGAUGCCUCUACCAGCGUGUUAGACCUUCUGCUUGCUUUCCCGUCCUGCCAGCCUCCGCUCGGCCUCCUGCUCGAACAUCUUCCUAAGCUUCAGCCCAGACCAUAUUCAUGUGCAAGCUCAAGUCUAGCUCACCCAGGGAAGCUUCGCUUUGUUUUUAACAUUGUGGAGUUUUUGUCCAAUACCACAUCGGUGGUUGUGCGGAGAGGCGUGUGCACGGGCUGGCUGGCCACGUUGGUGGAGUCGGUUCUUCAGCCAAACACACGUGCAUCCCAUGCAGACGGCAGGAAAGCCCUGGCUCCAGAGAUAUCCAUCUCUCCUCGGACAACAAAUUCUUUUCACUUACCAAGUGACCCUGCAGUCCCCAUCAUCAUGGUGGGUCCGGGAACUGGCAUCGCGCCCUUCAUUGGUUUCCUGCAGCACAGAGAGAAACUCCAAGAACAACAUCCAGAUGAACACUUUGGGGCGACAUGGUUGUUCUUUGGCUGCAGACAUCAGGAUAGGGAUUAUUUAUUCAGAGAAGAGCUCAGACAUUUCCAGAAGCAUGGAAUCCUAACUCACCUGAAGGUUUCCUUCUCAAGAGAUGCUCCUGUCAGAGAAGAAGAAGCCCCAGUGAAGUAUGUGCAAGACAACAUCCAGCUUCACAGCAAACAGGUGGCAAGGCUCCUUCUUCGUGAAAAUGGCUGUAUUUAUGUGUGUGGAGAUGCUAAGAAUAUGGCCAAGGAUGUAAAUGAUACCCUUGUGGAAAUAAUAAGCAAAGAGGUUGGAGUUGAUAAACUGGAAGCAAUGAAAACUUUGGCUACUUUAAAAGAAGAAAAACGUUAUCUUCAGGAUAUUUGGUCAUAAAAUCAGAAAAUGAAGAAAAUUAAGAGUUUUUUUGUUUGUUUUUGGCUGAAAGUACUGAAAGAGAACUUUGACGCUUCAGACUUUCAAUUUUCAAAAUUAAAAACAAAAUUAACUUUCCUUAGAGGAGGUAGGAUGGGGAGUGGAUCUCGUAAGAGGAUAGCAGACUUCUGGUCUGGUUUUCCAUAUGCCCCGGCCUCACCUCCGCGUGCCUUUUGUAGGCCCCCUGAGCUGAGGGGCACCCUCACUUCUCCACGAGCACCUCCGGGGCCACUCCUCCAUCCUGGGGAACUUGAACAGAUCACAGGGACUCUGUAUCUGUUUGUGUGGGGGCUUCCCGGUAGGGCACGUGGGCGCUGGAGUCCAUCAGGCAGAGCGUUAAAUGUGUGAAGUCAUGUUGCCAGUUUUUUAAAUAAUGUAAAAAUAAUUUAUUCUUAUAUGAAAUAUACCAUAAAAAUAUGUUAAAAUUACAGUGUAUAGCAUAUCUGAGUAUAUGUUGGUAUUUAUCAGAUAUCUAUUUUAAUAUCAAAACUAUAUUUCUGAUAAAAAAUAUUUUAAGGUAAUGCCUACAGGGAAUUUUCUUUUUAUAGUCCUAGAAAUGUGAAUUAUAUUUUGAAAUUCUGCUCUGGCAUAUGAUUUAUUUACCACAAUUUUUUACACCAGUUUCAGAAAUUAAGGAAAUUUGCAUUCAGUUUACAGAUGUGAACCAGUGUGUAUUUUAGUAAAGCUACCUUAUUCUCCUGCCUUUGCCCACCCCCAAAUCUUUUCAUUUAUGCUCCUUUUGGCAUAAUUUUUAGUUUUUCCACAUAACUUACCCCCGUAAUAUCACACAAACUGUAUCCAAGGCUUAAAAUAUCUGCUGAAAUUAAUACCUUUGUAUUUUUAAAUUCCUACUUCAGUUUGAAUAUUUUUGUUUCCCAAAAUACAUAGGCUCAAAUCCUAACCUCCAGUGUAGUGGCUUUAGGAGGUUAGGGCCUUUGGGAGGUGCUUGGGUCUGAGUGUGGAGCCCUCCUGAACGGGACCAGUGUCCUGGUGAAAGAGGCCCACACAGCUCCUAGCUGCUCCUACCGUAUGGGGACUCUCAGAAGCUGCAGUCUGCAGUCUCCAAGAGGCCUUCGCCGCAGCCCAACUGAGCUGGCAUGCUGGCCCUGGGCUUCCAUCUUCCAGAACUAGGUCAAAUGAGUAUCUCAUUAUAAGUCACCCAGUGUCUGCUUUUGUUACAGCAGACCGAAUGAACUAAGACAGUUCCCAGUGACAAAUUCUCUUAAAAUUUGUCAAAACAAAGUGAAAGGGGACUUGAUAAAUUUUUAAUAGUCUCUAGUAUAUAUUGUAUUUGUAUUUGAGAUUGGCAUUUCAAAAAACAAAUCUCUGUGUCAAAGGCUUCUGGCCUUUUGAAAAAUAAAGAUCUGAGGAAAUUUAAUCUUAAGGUUUGAUAAAGCUUUAUGACUGUUCAUUACAUUAUUCUCUAAUCUCAUAUUUGUAUGAUUGUACAACAGAAGUAAAUCUAAAAAGGUAUAAGAAAACAUCAUGCAAAUACUAUGUUACAUACAUAAUUAAAUGUCCAUGUUGUAUAUAUAUAUAUAU
Messenger RNA from Pteronotus mesoamericanus, 3798 nucleotides. It is a transcript of the gene MTRR, whose product is annotated as 5-methyltetrahydrofolate-homocysteine methyltransferase reductase. The transcript is spliced from 15 exons. Lineage: Eukaryota; Metazoa; Chordata; Mammalia; Chiroptera; Mormoopidae. Gene Ontology annotation, molecular function: flavin adenine dinucleotide binding; FMN binding; [methionine synthase] reductase (NADPH) activity. Gene Ontology annotation, cellular component: cytosol. The record is from RefSeq and is a predicted model, not a curated record. Gene Ontology annotation, biological process: homocysteine metabolic process. The coding region runs from base 121 to 2217 and encodes 698 amino acids.